Serinus canaria (Common canary) is the source of this 5176-nucleotide messenger RNA. RefSeq names its product kinesin family member 3A (gene KIF3A). Gene Ontology annotation, biological process: microtubule-based movement. Gene Ontology annotation, molecular function: microtubule motor activity; microtubule binding; ATP binding. The transcript has 17 exons. The coding region runs from base 79 to 2178 and encodes 699 amino acids. Lineage: Eukaryota; Metazoa; Chordata; Aves; Passeriformes; Fringillidae. The record is from RefSeq and is a predicted model, not a curated record.
GGGCGCAGGCGCGGUGCUGUUAUUGUUCCGCUGUGCCGCCGCUUGGCCCGGGCUGCCGCGGCCGCCAUCGCUAUCGUCAUGCCGAUUAACAAGCCUGAGAAGCCAGACAGGCCGGAGAGCUGUGACAAUGUCAAGGUGGUUGUUCGCUGCCGGCCUCUCAAUGACCGGGAGAAGGCUACGGGCUACAAAAUGGCAGUGAACGUGGAUGAGAUGAGGGGAACUAUAACUGUCCAUAAAACAGACUCAUCCAAUGAGCCUCCUAAGACAUUCACGUUUGACACAGUGUUUGGACCAGAGAGUAAACAGCUGGAUGUCUAUAAUUUAACAGCAAGACCUAUUAUAGAUUCUGUCCUAGAGGGAUACAAUGGUACUAUUUUUGCAUAUGGGCAGACUGGAACAGGCAAAACCUUCACCAUGGAAGGGGUCCGAGCAGUUCCUGAGCUCAGAGGCAUCAUUCCUAAUUCCUUUGCCCAUAUAUUUGGUCACAUUGCCAAGGCAGAGGGGGAUACAAGGUUUUUAGUUCGCGUCUCUUACCUGGAAAUUUACAAUGAGGAAGUGCGGGACCUGCUGGGAAAGGACCAGACACAGAGGUUAGAGGUGAAAGAGAGACCUGAUGUGGGAGUUUAUAUCAAAGACCUUUCAGCUUAUGUUGUAAACAAUGCAGAUGAUAUGGACAGAAUCAUGACUCUGGGCCACAAGAACCGUUCUGUUGGUGCCACAAACAUGAACGAGCACAGCUCUCGCUCGCACGCCAUCUUCACUAUCACCAUUGAGUGCAGUGAGAAGGGUGUGGAUGGCAACAUGCACGUGCGCAUGGGCAAGCUGCACCUCGUUGAUCUUGCUGGUUCUGAAAGACAGACAAAAACUGGAGCCACAGGGCAGAGACUGAAAGAAGCCACUAAGAUCAACCUCUCUCUCUCCACACUGGGCAAUGUUAUCUCUGCACUGGUGGAUGGCAAGAGCACCCACGUGCCCUACCGUAACUCCAAACUCACACGGCUGCUGCAGGACUCCCUGGGGGGCAACUCCAAAACCAUGAUGUGUGCAAACAUUGGACCAGCAGACUACAACUACGAUGAGACUAUCAGCACUCUCAGGUAUGCAAACAGAGCCAAGAACAUAAAGAACAAGGCCAGGAUUAAUGAGGAUCCCAAGGAUGCUAUGCUCCGCCAGUUCCAAAAAGAAAUUGAAGAGCUUAAGAAAAAACUGGAAGAAGGGGAAGAGAUCUCCGGUUCUGAAACCAGCGAUUCUGAAGAGGAGGAUGAAGAUGGGGAGAUUGGAGAGGAGAAGCGGAAGAAACGGCGGGGCAAAAAGAAAGUUUCCCCUGAUAAAAUGGUAGAGAUGCAAGCAAAGAUUGAGGAGGAGAGAAAAGCUCUUGAAACUAAGCUUGAUAUGGAAGAAGAAGAAAGAAAUAAAGCCAGAGCUGAACUGGAGAAGAGAGAAAAAGACUUGCUCAAAGCUCAGCAAGAGCACCAGUCCCUGUUGGAGAAACUAUCUGCAUUAGAGAAAAAGGUGAUUGUGGGAGGAGUGGACUUGCUGGCAAAAGCAGAGGAGCAAGAGAAGCUUUUAGAAGAAUCAAACAUGGAGCUGGAGGAACGAAGGAAGAGAGCAGAGCAGCUUCGCAAGGAGCUCGAGGAGAAGGAGCAAGAACGCUUGGACAUUGAGGAGAAAUACACCAACCUCCAGGAGGAAGCACAGGGGAAAACCAAAAAAUUGAAGAAAGUUUGGACCAUGCUUAUGGCUGCAAAGUCAGAGAUGGCAGAUCUACAGCAAGAGCAUCAGAGAGAGAUUGAAGGGCUGCUGGAAAACAUUCGGCAGCUGAGCAGAGAGCUUCGGCUUCAGAUUCUCAUCAUAGACAACUUCAUUCCUCAGGACUACCAGGAAAUGAUUGAGAACUACGUUCACUGGAACGAAGACAUAGGAGAGUGGCAGCUGAAAUGCGUUGCAUAUACAGGAAACAAUAUGAGGAAACAGACGCCUGUCCUGGAUAAAAAAGAGAAAGAUCCCUUUGAAGUGGACCUUUCCCAUGUUUACUUAGCCUACACUGAAGAAAGCUUGAGGCAAUCUCUGAUGAAGCUGGAGAGGCCAAGGACUUCAAAAGGAAGAUCCAGGCCCAAGACAGGGAGAAGAAAACGUUCGGCCAAGCCAGGAGCUGUCAUUGAUUCCCUGCUGCAGUAGUGUCACCUGGUCAGAAUUCCUGUAAAAAUCAGUGAGUGUAUAAGGUUUGGCCAGAAUAUGGAAUCCAAGAGAUGGCACAGUUUGACAUGGCUAUAAUUUUUUUAUUUAAAAAAAUGUAUUUUUCCUUAGUUGCCUGUAUAUUGUAUGUUAUAUUAACAUAAUAUUAAACUGGUAUGUAUGAUUGAUGGUUGUGAAAUUCCAUGUCUUAAAUGUGUUGUGCAGGGAAACUUGUUGGCAAUCCUUGUUGAAAUGUAUAGAAAAUAUGGUUCUAGAUGUGUGUUUAAGUGCUAGAUGUGUUAGUUCAAAACAGUUAAUGAAAUCUUGAAAUUAAGGCUGGUAAAUCUGACUUAUGCCCUGCUUUGCACAUAACUGGCAGCUUUCACUGUUGUCCUCUGUUGCACUGAUCUGUGUUUGAAUGUAGUUGCUGCAAACCUUUAAGAGCAUCAAAUCUUUUUAUUUAAUAUUCCUCACUGUGGCUGUUAACACACUGUGUUAUGUGUUGAAUACACAGUUCUUUUCCCUUUUUGCUGUCUUGCUGUACAAAGAAAGUAGCUGGGUAGGAAAAACAUGAACCACAAAAGUCUUGAGAUUUCUGAAAAGGGACCAUGGGUGUCUAAGAGUUCUUUAAUUUUUAUCAGUUUGUUUGUGGUCUGCUGGCACUGUGGAGAAUGAGACCUUGGAUGUUAAGGCAGAAGAGAGCUUUUUUCCUUCUUUUAAGGCUGUGUUACUUUGGCAGCUUUUUAUGCUUCAGGGCUGGUAUUUUUGUGAGUAGUUUUGUAAUCUGAACAGCUGAGAUGAUUUAAGGAGGGUGCUGUAACACCAGGACUUGGUGUCAGCCAUAGGGCUGUGGCUCUAUUUCCUCAUCCCUGGCUACAAGGCACUGAGCCACUGCCCUGCAGUGAGGAUAAAUUUGACUCUCCUUUAGUAAAACAGAAGAAAUUGCCCAAUUUUCCCAGAACAAUAUCCCCUGACCUCACUGUAUGCAUCUCUGGCUAUGCUCUGAGAGGAAAAAAUUUUGGUCUCUGAUAGUUACCAUUUAUUUGUGAUGGCUGCUCUUUUUAUUUGAUAUUAUGCUGCUAAUAGACACAUAUCACUUUUAUUAUGUUGCCUUUGUGUCACAGAGAAAAUGGCUCUCCUUCAAACUGUGUGUGUUUUAUAACUCCUCACAUCAGCUGUGGGUGUCUCAGCGGCUCCUGUGCAGGGUGGAGGGAUGAGCUGUGACCUCAUCUUAGUGUUUCCUGGAGGAUUAAAAGCUGUGUUUGCUCACAGGGGAAGUGGAGUCCUUCAGUGUGACAGAAAACAAGGCAGCUCCUCAGGUGUCUUGAGUCCUUGCUAGUAGCCACAUCUGCUUUUACCAGAAUGUUCCUGUGAAGCACUUAAAGACAUUGAAUUCCCUUUCUUUCUGUCAUGAUGGUUAUCUGGAGGUACCUUGGGGUCUGUGACAGGAUCUGUAAUAGUUAAAACUGGUCUUGUAAGGACAUGUUUUGCUCUGAAGGAUAUAUUCAGUUAUAUUCUAAACAAGUUGUAAGCUUUUUCCUGGUGUUUUUAAUGUUUUUUUUUCAGGAUCAUGACCUGGAAGAACAUGCUGCCCUCUCUAUUUGGGGGGAGUGUCACCUGAAUUCAUACAACAUACAGAUACAAGCAUUUGUUUUUUCUAGCCUAGCAUUUAUGGGUAAAUACUCAAAAUUUCUUGAUUGAAGCUGUAGUUGGUUUUGCUUGUGAAGGAGCUGACCUUAUCUUAAAUGUGCUUGAAUAGAGUUGGAUUAUCUCUUGUAACAUACAUACUUCUCAUCAAAAUACCCAAACUGAAGAUGGCUUAAAUGCUGCUUAAAGUCUUCCAGUUCUGAGUCCAAGCAGAUAGAUGCAUAGCUGUGGCCUGUACUACUUCUCAGAACCAGGGAUAACUUCUGUUUCCUUUUUGUGGUGUAUCUUGUGCUAACAUUUAUUGAAUGAUCUGGUUUGGCAGGAGUUAAACCAGAACUGUGCUUUCAGAAAGGCCAUUGAAAAUCUUUUUACCUGACAGGUAUCAGUCCCUCCAAGAUACUGCUGUGAACCAUGGUACUCCAUUUAAAAUACUGAAAUAUUUAAAAUACUUCAGAUGUAAAGGCAUGUGAUUUACAAUUAACCUAACAGUCCUGCUGCUGAAAAGCUUAGUACUCUGCAUGUUUAAGUGAGCCUUGGAGCAGGGGUAAACAAUAAGUAAUUACUUGCACACCUUUAAUUGGCAGAUUGGAGAAGCUGGUUAUCUCCUGUUGCAGAGGCUUGGAGGACAAACUAUUUGCUCUGUAAGAGGAUUUUCAAUCAAGUGGAACAACAGGUCAUGUGCCCUGUCAGUUGGGCUCACCUGUUAAGUAGUGUAUUUUGUUGAAGCUCUGGGAAGUUUCUUGUAAAACCAGAGAGUUUGGCUUGUGGAUUUACCACAUGGCCCCUCUCUGUGGCCCUGCCCAUCUGUGAAUGUCUCAUGGGCCCAUAAUGUGUUUUAAUAAGGAAAGGAUUUGAUUUAUAUGGACUUCCAAGAGCUUAAUACAGCCUUUCUUCUUGUGGGUCAGUAUGUGCUCUAUGGUAUUUAUCAAAACUCAUCUUACAUAACAUACACUGUGUGUGCUCAUCUUUGCAUUUGCUAACAGAAGAGUCUCCUCAUUCCAGAACAUGGACCUUAACAAUGAGAUUUUUGCUUAAUGUUGUGUAAAUGAAUUAUUUAAUAUUUAACUUGUUCCUAAUCCUUUAAGAGGAGGGGAAAUGGUCCUUAGUGCCUUUUACUGACUACACUGUCUGCACAUGUCCAGCUUUCACCUUUCUCCACAGUUCUGCUUAGCCAGGCCUGCAUAGAGGGAAAAACUGCUAGUCUGUAUAAUUUGUCUUUCUGUUUGUUUUUUUAACUGUUUGUUUCUGACUAUUUCUUGUUUUAUUAAAGUUAAUUCAUUAUACUGUAUAUAUCAAUAUUGUGUCCCUGGAGCAUGUUCAUACCAUGAAAUAAAAUUCUUGAUUCCUAAUUCCA